AUGCUAAGAAGGCUUGUCGCUAAACUAACAAUGGCAAGGCCCAAGGUUAUUGUGAUUGCUGGUACUACUGGUGUGGGCAAGUCGCAGCUGUCCGUUGAAAUCGCAGCUCAUGUCUCUGGUGAAGUUAUAAAUUCAGAUUCCAUGCAAGUCUACAAAGAUCUUCCCAUCAUCACCAACAAACACCCCGUGGCAGAACGCAAUGGGAUUCCACAUCAUGUCAUGAAUCAUGUGGAUUGGAGCGAGGAGUACUACCUUCAUCGAUUCGAACAAGAGUGCCUCGAAUCCAUCGACGACAUACAUUCCAGAGGGAAAGUGCCUAUCAUAGUGGGAGGGACCCACUACUAUCUUCAGAUUUUACUCAAUAAGCGCAUCGAGCAAAAACACAGGGUACCGACCAAAGAGGAGCAGCAACUUCUGGACGAUGGGGAGCCAGAAAAAAUCUACAAUAUGCUUCAGCAGCUAGAUCCGGUCAUUGCAAGCAAAUACCAUCCGAACGAUUCCCGAAGGGUUCACAGAAUGCUCGAAAUAUACUACACGACUGGCCAAAAACCCAGUGAGGCUUUUGCAGAACAGCAGAAUACUCUCAAAUUUGAUACUCUGUUUCUCUGGAUUUACAGUACACCUGAAGAACUCGAUAGCAGACUCGAUAAAAGAGUGGACCAGAUGAUGAACAACGGCGCAUUGAAAGAAAUUCAGCUGCUGUUCGAAAAAUAUCAAGCUGGCAAUUUCAGUCCAGAACAAUGUGAAAACGGUAUCUGGCAGGUUAUUGGCUUCAAGGAAUUUCUUCCUUGGUUGGAAGAUUCAAGCGCUGCCUCGUUCGAGUCAUCAGUGGAGAGGAUGAAGAUCCGUACUCGCCAGUAUGCCAAGAAGCAAGUCAAAUGGAUCAGAAAAAUGUUGUUGCCUGACGUUAAAGAUCAUCUAUAUAUGCUUGAUGCUACUAAUCUUGAUCAGUGGAGGAACAAUGUUCUGGAGCGGGCAGUCUCCAUAACUGAUAGCUUUCUAAGCUCGAGUAGUAUUACAGAGGAACACGCCCCGUCGAGCCUCUUAUCAUUGCUCUCCAAAGACAAUUUAGGCGAAAAUAGUCCUAAACUCGAAAACGACUGGACUCGAUAUACAUGCAAUGCUUGUCGCGAUAAGGACAAUAAGCCAUUGGUGGCCAUUGGUUUUAAAAGCUGGGAAAUUCAUUUAAAGAGCAGGCGUCAUCGUACGAAUUUGUCGCGAGACAAAAAGAUGGCAAAUCAUGAGGCGUGGAGGAAGGGGAGGAUGGCAAUCGCAGCCCAGCAGGAAGAAAAAAGUUGA
Lachancea lanzarotensis is the source of this 1299-nucleotide messenger RNA. RefSeq names its product LALA0S01e04918g1_1 (gene MOD5). The record is from RefSeq and is a predicted model, not a curated record. Gene Ontology annotation, biological process: tRNA modification. Gene Ontology annotation, cellular component: mitochondrion. Gene Ontology annotation, molecular function: tRNA dimethylallyltransferase activity; ATP binding. Lineage: Eukaryota; Fungi; Ascomycota; Saccharomycetes; Saccharomycetales; Saccharomycetaceae. Bases 1 to 1299 code for a protein of 432 amino acids. The transcript has a single exon.